Molecule: messenger RNA, 4962 nt
Organism: Urocitellus parryii (Arctic ground squirrel)
Lineage: Eukaryota; Metazoa; Chordata; Mammalia; Rodentia; Sciuridae
Gene: Tmem131l
Product: transmembrane 131 like
Biological process (GO): negative regulation of canonical Wnt signaling pathway
Cellular component (GO): plasma membrane
Source: RefSeq, a predicted model, not a curated record
GGUAGACCCAUAUCAAAUUAUCCUGGCGGGUGUUAGCAUUCCGCUGAUGUUGUUGUCCUGUCUUGUUUUCUUUGUUGUAGCUCCAGAGGUCUCCUCACCUGGGGGCAGCUGGGGUGGUGCCUUCAGCAAGCUGCAUGCUGGCUCACUCUCACUAGAAUGCGUGUGGUUUCCUCMGGGUUCCAGCAGUUCUAGUAGUUCAGUAGUAAGACUCCUGAGCCUCACUUGAUUCUAGAAUCUAAAGAAGACACCCUGGAGUAUCAGAGUGUYGACCUGAAAUCUGCCUCAGCUCUCCAGGAAGUGGCACCAAGACACUGGCCUUCCCCGAGAGCUUUAGAGAUGUGCACCGGAGGCAGCCGGGUUCCUGGGUCUUCCUUUGUUCUCUGCRUGUGUGGGUCUGCUUCUUCCUGGAGCCCUGUUUCUGCACUCUCAGGCUGGACGGUGUCUGUGCUGUGCUGAGGGACGGGGCCUCUGGAAGGCCUGGGCCGAGAAGUYGAUGCCGGAGCACAGCGCGGCUGCCAUCGCCUCUCACGUGGACUCCCGAGGCCUGGGACCUCCGUCUYGGGGAAGUCUUUUCAGCAGAUCCUGGAGGGCGUGUGGGUGCCUGGGAAGCUCGUGUCCUUACGGGCCAUCGGGGAAAGAGCUUGGCCCUGUGCACAGCUGUCUGCCACAGGGUUGACUGUGGCCUUCUGCUCUCAAGAUGGCUUGGGACUUCAGGAAGUGCUGGUCCUCUCCUGUCCCCCUCUCUAAGGAAGGUUCAGUUGAGGGCAGAAACCACUAAUAGUAGCCUCUUGCAAGUGCAACUGGAAUGCAGUUUACAUAAUAAAGUGUGUCAGCAAUUAAAGAAUUGUUAUCUGGAGUCUGAUGAUGUUUUGCACUUACGAAUGAACGUAAUUGUAACAAUGGAAAAUUCCUCAAAAGAAUUUGAAGAAAACACACAAGAUUUGUUAGAUCAUCUCUCUAUUGUUUAUGUAGCAACAGAUAAAUCUGAGACCUCAGACGAAUCAGCAGUAAAUAUGUAUAUAUUACAUUCAGGAAACAGCCUUUUAUGGAUACAGGAUGUACAUCAUUUCUCACAGAGAGAUGCUCUGUCUCUUCAGUUUGAACCAGUCCUGCUGCCUACUUCUACAACAAACUUUACAAAGAUCGCCUCUUUUAGUUGCAAAGCAGCUAUGUCCUGUGGCAGUGGGAUGAUAGAAGAUGUGAAGAAAUCAAAAAUCACCCCAACACUAGAAGCAUGCCUCUCCUCUCCGGUGGUGCAGGGGUAUUUCAGAGUGGACCCUUCUGCAGCCCAGUUUCAUGUGGAGAGUCACGAGAACACAUCAGGAGUGUGGUCAAUAUGGUACCUCAACCAUUUUGACCGUAACAUUGUGUUAAAGGAUGUGUUUGUUUCCAAGGAGGCUAGGCACAUUUUAAAGAUUCUGAAUUUCACUGGCCCUUUAUUUCUACCUCCAGGCUGUUGGAAUAUAUUUUCUUUGAAACUUGCUGUUAAAGACAUUGGCAUAAAUCUAUUCACCAAUGUAUUUUUGACUACAAACAUAGGUGCCAUUUUUGCAAUACCUCUACAGAUUUUCUCAGCACCAACCAAGGAAGGGAGUCUGGGUUUUGAAGUGAUAGCACAUUGUGGCAUGCAUUAUUUCAUGGGAAAAUCAAAAGCAGAAAACCCUAAUUGGGAUGGGGCCCUUUCUCUGGAUUGGUCUACCUGGGAUGUGGAUUUGGAACUUGCAAAUAACUUGUAUGAAAGUUGGAAGAAACACAAGAGUGGCAGAGUCUGCAGGAGGAACGUUUUAGGAAUGAUGCGUUUCGCCCACUCGAAGAAACCCAAGGAGUCAGAGUCCUUUGUUUCCGUUUUGCCUCGUUUGGUUGCGGAGCCUGGCCUUGUGUUAAACUUCAGCGCCACUGCCCUGAGGAACAGUGUGGUGAAGUACUUUAUGGUGAGGAACCCCUCCUCRCUGCCAGUCUCCCUGCAGCUCCUGCCUCUCUCCUUGUACCCGAAACCCGAAGCCGCGGCACGCCUGCUGCACAAAUGGUUUGGCACUGAUAUGCAGACGAUUAAUUUCACAACUGGUGAAUUCCAGCUCACCAAAGCUUGCUCUUACCGGGGUGUGCAUUCUGAGGAACCCAGGUCUGGCACCCUCCACUUGCACUUGCAGCCUUUGGAAAUGAAAAGGGUUGGUGUAGUCUUCACCCCGGCUGACUAUGGAAAAGUUACCUCACUCAUACUGAUCCGGAAUAACUUGACUGUUAUUGACAUAAUYGGUGUGGAAGGAUUCGGAGCAAGAGAACUACUGAAAGUGGGUGGAAGGCUUCCUGGUGCAGGGGGUUCACUUCGAUUUAAGGUGCCUGAGUCCACGCUGAUGGACUGUCGCCGACAACUUAAAGACAGCAAGCAGAUUUUAUCUAUUACAAAGAACUUUAAAGUYGAGAAUAUCGGGCCUCUUCCUAUAACUGUGUCUUCACUGAAAAUCAAUGGAUAUAAUUGUCAAGGUUAUGGCUUCGAAGUGCUAGACUGUCAUCAGUUUUCCCUGAACCCAAACACAUCCCGUGAUAUCAGCAUUGUGUUUACGCCGGACUUUACCUCUUCCUGGGUCAUUCGUGAGCUGACACUUGUAACUGCAGCAGACUUGGAAUUCCACUUUACUCUCAAUGUGACCCUGCCCCAUCACCUCUUGCCCUUGUGUGCAGAUGUGGUUCCAGGACCCAGCUGGGAAGAGUCAUUUUGGAGGCUCACGGUCUUCUUUGUCAGUUUGUCUCUGUUAGGUGUGAUUUUAAUAGCCUUCCAGCAAGCACAGUACAUUCUUAUGGAAUUCAUGAAAACAAGACAGAGGCAAAAUGCCAGCUCCUCCUCACAGCAGAACAACGGGCCAGUGGAUGUAAUCAGCUCCCAUUCUCACAAAAGCAAUUGCAAAAACUUUCUCGACACGUACGGCCCUUCUGAUAAAGGCAGAGGGAAAAGCUGCCUUCCAGUGAGCACCCCGCCCAACAGGGUCCAGAAUGCUGCCAAGAGGAGCCCGGCCACCUACGGUCACUCUCAGAAGAAGCAUAAGUGCUCAGUGUACUACAGUAAACACAAAACCAGCGCGUCCCUGGCCAGCAGUGCCAGCACUGCUACUGAGGAGAAACAGACUUUGUCCCUGGGUGGCUCCCUGUCUGCUGCUAAAGAGGACAUUUGCACCGAUGUCAUGGGUGAGAACUGGGUYAGCCUCAACUAUGCAAAUGGCAUGAGUGUCAACCUGCAGAAGAAUUUAACCCUCCCCAAAAACUUAUUGAAUAAAGAGGAAAACACACUGAAAAACACAAUUGUUGUCAAUAAUACUUCUUCAGAAUGUAGUCUGAAGGAGGGAAUACAGACAUGUAUGUUUCCUAAGGAAACUGACAUUAAAACUUCAGAGAACAUAGUCGAGCUCAAGGAACGAGAGCUCUGUCCCCUGAAGACCGCUAAGAAACUACCUGAGAAUCCUUUGCCAAGAAACUCACCUCAGUUCCACCAGUCAGACUUGCCAGAAAUGUCCAAGAAGCAUAAUGGGAAUGACCAGCAAGUGCCUGUCAAGAAUGAAGUAGACAGUUGUGAAACUUUGAAAAAGGUCGACACAAAGUCACCUUCAGAAAAGAAGAUUCACAAAGCUUCUAAAGAAGACGUAUGUUCUGAGAAACAGGACAUGCCUUCAGUGGAGCAAGAGGAUCCUUUCAGGAAGAAGAAGCUUCAGGAGAAAAGAGACGGAAAUGUGCAAAAUCUGAAUUGGAAUAAAAAUCGAACRUGUAGAAAGAACAAGAAGAGGGGUGUCACCCAGGCCUCGAGGUCUUCUGAACAGAGUGAACUGAAGCUUGUGUGCAGUGAUUUUGAGAGGUCUGAGCUGGGCAGUGGCACUGAUGUGAGGAGCUGGUGUAUACAGGAGAGCCCUGGGGAGAGUUGUAAAGCAGAUGCAGAAACKGCAAGCAGUUCACCUGCUGCACAGAGAGAGGCAGACAGUUACCUCCAGAAGCCCGWGAAGAAGUGUGCAGACAAGUUCUGCUCGGAUUCCAGCUCUGACUGUGGAAGCUCCUCGGGCAGCGUCCGUGCCAGCCGGGGCAGCUGGGGCAGCUGGAGCAGCAGCGGCAGCUCCGAUGGUGACAGGAAGCCCGUGGUGGACCCGCAGCACUUCCUGCCAGCCGGAGACAGUGUUUCCCAAAACGACUUUUCUUCUGAAACUCCUAUSUCCUUGAACCUUUCUCAUCACAUCUGCAAUCCCACAGACGUGAGUAACGUCCCACAGUACCCAGAGCCCUCCCAGCCCGGCCUUCCUGCUGGAUCUGCAGGUGCUGAAGAAGACAAAGGUCUGUACCCACCCGGAGACCUGUGGCCCCCACAGCCAGUGUGUCUGACAAACAGCCUGAGCUGCGCUUUGGAGAACAGGGCACCCGGAGUGCUGCAGGAGCCCGCCCCGGUCCACAGCAGCAGUUUCAUCGACUGGAGCGCGACCUGCGAGGGCCAGUUUCCCAGUGUGUACUGCCCKUUGGAACUGAACGAUUACAAUGCCUUUCCAGAAGAAAACAUGAAUUAUGCCAACGGCUUUCCUUGUCCUGCAGAAGUUCAGACCAGUUUUAUCGAUCACAAUUCUCAGUCGACCUGGAACACCCCACCCAACAUGCCUUCCGCCUGGGGACACGCCAGUUACGUCAACUCUCCGCCCUACCUCACCAGCACCCGAAGCUUGUCUCCAAUGUCUGGACUUUUUGGUUCUAUCUGGGCCCCGCAGAGCGAUGUGUAUGACAGUUGUUGCCCGGUCAGCCCCAGCCCAGAACACUCRGCCCACAUGGAAAGCCAGGCGGUCGUGUGCAAGGAGUACUACCCAGGGUUCAACCCGUUCCGUGCCUACAUGAACCUGGACAUAUGGACUUCCACAGCAAAUCGGAACGCCAACUUCCCACUGUCCAGAGACUCGAGUUACUGUGGGAAUGUGUGAAAAGAAUUGGAUUUUUAAACAA